Messenger RNA from Triplophysa dalaica, 4135 nucleotides. It is a transcript of the gene map3k19, whose product is annotated as mitogen-activated protein kinase kinase kinase 19. Lineage: Eukaryota; Metazoa; Chordata; Actinopteri; Cypriniformes; Nemacheilidae. The transcript has 14 exons. Gene Ontology annotation, molecular function: protein kinase activity; protein binding; ATP binding. The record is from RefSeq and is a predicted model, not a curated record. Gene Ontology annotation, biological process: protein phosphorylation. The coding region runs from base 159 to 4070 and encodes 1303 amino acids.
GUAAACUCAAAGCUGCUUGAGGCAUAAAGACGCAAUGAAGACAAAGCGAUGACCCUUAAAAACACAAAUACAGGAACUCUUUGGUCAUUUAACUGCAAAAUUUAAAUCCAGAUGCUGGACUACAAACAGCUGGCACAGAUAUUCUAGAACACUGAAGCAUGGGGAGCCAUGAAAGAAGCAGACUUGUGGAGCUUCUGUUAAAGGAAGAUCUUGAGGCCGUGACUUUGGGGCUUGAGCAGGGACUCUACUGCUGGGAAGAAAUAGAUCUGCCACAUGAUUCAGAUGGCUGCACUCCUCUUAUAAGUGCCUGCAGAAUGGGUCUUGCUAUGGUGAUGCGUUUUCUUCUGGAAAGAGGAGCAGAUGCCACCCUCUGUAACCAUAGCAACCAGACAGCUCUUCAUGUUAGUCAGCCAGCACUCGAGGGGGAGCUGUUAUCGGCCUUGAUCAGAGAUUUACCCCACCAGAUGCAGCUCUCAGAUGCCGCCUGGAGGGGAGACCCCUGCAGUUUACAGGAUCUGACGGCCCAGACAGAAAUGUUGGACUUUAAUAAACAGAACAGAGAUGGACUGACCCCUCUUAUGCAGGCUGUAAGAGAUGUAGAACUGUUUGAAGGACUGGAGUUGCCAUGGAAAUAUCAGCCUGUGGAAGUGGUGAAGGAACUUAUGUCUCUUUCAGUUGACACAAAGAUCAUAGAUCAAAGAGGUCACAGUGCAUUGUGGUAUAUCUCUCAGAUCAAGAGCUCUAAAAAAGAAGAACUUCUCAGAGUAAUGGAUUCUGAGCCACAAGCAGUGUUUACGUGUCUGGAAUGUUAUUGGCCAGGGAGUCCAGCCAUAACCCCAAGCUGCUCUCCUACACGUGACUGUUGCACACCUGAGAUGAAGGCAGAGUCAUCUGAGAAUAUAGUUGCCCAAGCAGACCUAAACCAAGAUAACAGGAUCUGCUCUGAGGGUUCAAUGGAGCCAAAGAUAACCAUCAGAAGAUACAGCAGUGAUGAGAGGAAACAGAGCAGUCGCACUUCAUCCCUGCCCAGCCUAUGGGGCAGCAGAAAAAGCUGGGACAAAACAAGGCUCUUCCAUCCGUCACUUAAAAUGACUUCUUCGGUACCUGUUUUUCCCACUCCUCACUGUAGCCAGCUCAGCAAGUUGACAUCAACGCUGAUGGAACCUGCUCUUGAUGCAAGUUUGUUGCUGCAAGCACGGGCUAACAUUCAUAACAGGCUUAGAUGUGCCGAUACAGAGGAUGAAGUCAUCACACAAAAGAUGUCACUACCAACCAUGUUGAGGACACCUAUGCAUCUAGCGCCGCUCGACAGUAGAUAUAGAAAUGUCUCUGCUACUACAAGUAUUGAGCACCCACUGCCUAUAAAACCACCAAGCACCUUCCCUUUCUCAUCCGAGUGCAGACGAAACGUGGAAAGGAUCUCCAGGCUAUCUUUUAGAAGAUCCAGAAGCACCAGAGCAGGCAGUGAGGAGAGUCAUUCCUGCAGCAGUAGCAGCCAAGAAGAGGAGGAGGAGAAUGUUCCUCAAGUGACAUACACAAUAAUCAGGGAACUGGAAUUGGUAUCUCAUUUGGAUUUUCAAGAUUUAAACAGUUCUGAAAUGAAAACUAUAAGAAACAAAGACAUUAUCAUUUCAGAUGAUAAAAAAGAUAAAACACUUAUCGAAUCAAUCAUUGAUAGACAGGUAGAUGCUGAUGUCAGUAAUGUCUCCAAAACAAGUGCAAACUCUGAGGAACUUCAGAAAAAGUCUGAAAAUAUUCACACAUAUCGCAAUGAACCCAGCAGCACAACCACACGAGCAAGAGAUAAUGGACCUUGUGUUAAUUCAGAUGAAAAGCACUUAAGAGAAUUUGUAGUAGAUCAAAUUCUACAUGAAAAGAGCAAACCAUUAAAGGCCAUCAAAAGAAAUGACAGAAAAUGCAAAGCAUCUUUUCACACAAAUCAGUCAUUCAAUAUUUUGGCACACAGAAAUCAGAGCACUGAUAAAACUACAAGCACCAGGAUAAAUUCACCAAUUCACUCCAAGAUGAAGCUCAGAGAAAACAAGCCCUCACGUGUAGUUAUUGCAGCAGAUACUCCAAACAAAUCAUUUAUGCCAGGGAUGACACCAACAGCUUGCAAAAAAAACACAGAUGAAGUCACAACAACAAAGAGGGUCUCUGAAACUCGUCAAGACACAAGGUUGAGUUGUGAUGACAAAAAAGAAAGCUUUUACAGUCAAAAGCAAUUUCACAGAAAUCUGAGAAGUGCAGGACCAUCCAAAAAGCCAGUUUUAGGAGCAACACUGCGAGCAAAAUCUGCUGUGGACCAUGUCACGUACAACGACAUGUUUCUGAAGAUCAGUCAGGAUGAUGAAGGUCCAACGAUUUAUGAAAUGUUUGCGACUCCAGUCUAUGAAAAUCUUAGAGUGGACAAUUCAGCUGAGAAAACCAAACCGGGCCAUACAUCACUUCAAGUUAAAAGACAAAUCAAUGGAAAACAAAGAGUGCCUAAAACAACAGAAGUCAACAGAAGAAAACUCAAGGAAUCUCAAUCUGGAAGAUACAGUCGGGCUAAAUGCAGGCAACACAAGAGAAGGGAUAGUGUUCCAAAACGGAUAAAAAAGCAUCUACCCUUUUCAGAGAAUAAACGACACAAUGUAACUUCAGAUUGUGGGGCAGAGGAAGAACAUGAAAGCUCCAACAUUACAUUUACUGAAGAUGAUGGCAAGGAUGUUCCUAGUUGGGUUAUUAAAAGACAAAAGAGUCCCAUACUGUCAGUGAUUGAAGAAGUUCUUUCAAACACUUUCUCCAAACCAAAUAUUCCACAACAAAAUAGUUCAGUCACAAGAUCUGAAGCGCACCUCAUUCACUCUACAACACAUCAAGAGCCACAGACUCUGAAUAAUCUAGGUACCACGGGUGAACCUGAAACAUCAUGUAUGAGCAGACUUCCAGCACAUCCUCUGGUCAACACAUGGACAAGUGACAGAACAGUUUCACCUGUACAUGUAUAUCAGAAGUUUCUAGAAGAGGUGGGUGAUGGACCUCUCACAGAAGACUUGCUCCGGUCUUUGGCAAAGGGGUUAAUGUCACAGGAGGAAAGAGAAGCCGAAACACUUGAGAGUGAAAAGUACGAUGGCAAAGAGUUUAAUAAGGGCUUACCUUCAAAAUUCAAGAAACUGUUAAAUGAGGACAUUUCCUCAGGUGAACUGAAAUAUGCUCAGAAAUCGAGAUUGUGUUCAGAUGAUGCAGCUAUCACGUGGACAAAAGGAGAAGUUCUGGGGAAAGGAGCCUAUGGAACAGUGUACUGUGGGUUAACUAGUCAAGGUCAACUGAUCGCAGUCAAACAGAUAGUAUUAGACGCUUCAACUUCAGAGAUUGCAGAAAAAGAGUAUGACCGACUGGAGAGAGAAGUGGAUCUUCUGAAGAACCUUCAACACGCAAACAUUGUUGGUUUCUUGGGCACAGCUCUAUCUGAGAACAUUGUAUGCAUCUUCAUGGAGUAUGUCCCAGGUGGUUCCAUUGCGAGUAUACUGGGCAGGUUUGGACCGCUGCCCGAGAAAGUGUUUGCCUUAUACACCCGACAGAUUCUAGAGGGGGUUGCCUAUCUUCACGCUAACAGAGUCAUCCACAGGGACCUGAAAGGGAACAACAUCAUGCUUAUGCCAACUGGAGUAGUCAAGCUAAUUGACUUUGGGUGCGCUCGUCGACUAAACUGUCUGACUUUGAGUGGAAGUAAGGGUGACCUUUUGAAAUCUGUUCAUGGUACCCCAUACUGGAUGGCACCGGAGGUGAUCAACGAGACAGGCCAUGGACGAAAAUCAGACAUUUGGAGCAUUGGCUGCACUAUAUUUGAAAUGGCCACAGGAAAGCCACCCUUGGCACACAUGGCAAAGAUGGCGGCCCUGUUUUACAUCGGGGCUCGAAAGGGCUUGAUGCCUUCAUUGCCUAAUGACUUCUCUACAAAUGCUAGAGACUUUGUUCAGGCUUGCUUAACCAGAGAUCCAAGAGAACGACCAUCUGCAAAGGAGCUGCUAAGACAUGCAUUCAUCUCUCAUCACAGCCAACCCUGCAUAUGGACUGUUAAUUAACCUUUCUGUUUUUGUGCUUUCCAAAGUGACAUUGUCAAAACAAAAAUACAAAUCAAAUUGAUUUU